Messenger RNA from Cynoglossus semilaevis (tongue sole), 1707 nucleotides. It is a transcript of the gene tsen54, whose product is annotated as TSEN54 tRNA splicing endonuclease subunit. Bases 94 to 1641 code for a protein of 515 amino acids. The record is from RefSeq and is a predicted model, not a curated record. NCBI's taxonomy places the organism in Eukaryota, Metazoa, Chordata, Actinopteri, Pleuronectiformes, Cynoglossidae. Gene Ontology annotation, biological process: tRNA-type intron splice site recognition and cleavage. The transcript is spliced from 12 exons. Gene Ontology annotation, cellular component: tRNA-intron endonuclease complex.
GUCUUUGACGUAUUUUUAAGUUUGUAUUCGGGCUCCGUCACUCGCGCGAGAGUGUGAUGUUACGGGUGGGCGGGCACUAUCUCAGCAGUCAAGAUGGCGCAGCAAAACAAGCUGGAUGCAGGGGGAAUGGUGUACUCUGAAAUACUGAGUCCGUCGGAGUUGUUCGCGGCUCGGUCCAGGAGUCACAAGAUCCCAAUCAAGGGACAGAAGAAUUUCUUUCCUGACGACUCAGAUGAGCAGCAAAAGCAGCUGGAGCAAAGUCUGAAUGAACACUGCAGUCUUUUAUCAGAGGAAAGAGGGAAAGGCUGUAAUGGAACCCUGGUGAAGGCGACCUGGAUCUCAAGUAAGCAGGUGGUGGAGCUCCAGUCUCUUUCUGGCAAGUUUUGGCAAACAAUGGGUUUUUCUGCUGAGGGGAAACGCUAUCUGCUGCCUGAAGAGGCUCUGUACCUUAUGGAGUGUGGAAGUCUGCAGGUGUUUUACGAGGACCUGGCGCUCUCCAUUCAGGACGCCUACGAGAUAUUUCUGUCUUCAGAAACAGUUAGCCUACAUCAAUAUCAGGUGUUUGGGCAUUUAAAAAGGCUUGGCUACGUGGUGCACAGGUUUGAUCCCAGUUCAUUGCCAUCUCGUUAUGCCCAACAGUUGAAUCUUCCCCAAUCAGGUAAAAAUGCUGGAAAUCAACUGAAAAGGAAACAUGAUGUGAGCCUCACCUCUACAUCAGCACCCAGUCUCUCUAAAACACUGGUUCCCACCACUGAUACGAUGUCAGCGGAUGAACACAUGAAGGACGAAAGCGUUGACGAGUCCGUUGCAAUGACUUCUUCAGAGUCUACGGCAGAUGAGAGCUCCACGACAGACUCAGCAGUAAUGGUUGAACCCCGGAAGUGGUGGACAUCAGACAUUAUCGAGGACAAAGGAUCGAACCACAGAAACUGUAGCCGCUCAGGCUGGGAUUUCAGCUCCAUCUUGUUCCCGGACCUGGGUUCCAAGGAGAACCUGUCAGGUUCUCUGGCCUCUCCCGACCCUUCACUGCUGCCUGGGGCUUUGGCUGUGGGUGUCUGUGACGUCGCAUCGUGGAGAUCAAAAAUAAACCAGCGGAAAGUUAAAGGGUCCCCCGAACAUCGGCGUAGAGGAGUGGACAAUCAGAGACAAGGCUGGCACGGGAAGAAAGACGAAGAGGUGCAGUCGUGCAAAAAUUGGACAGAGUUUAAUGACCUCAUGGCUCGACACCAGCACAGGAGACAGGAUGAACAAGCCGAACAUCUAUGGAACAGAGAAGUCACUCCUUUACAUGAUCCAAGUCAACCACUGCCCACCAGAGAACUGUUGGAUAUUUGUAGUGUGAUCAAACCAACUUGUUUGCUGGAGGGAGCGUCCAGGUUAAAGCCGGCACAUGAAUGGAGGAUCAGUUUCGUUGUUUACCAACCUGACACUGCAUCCGAGUUCAAAAAGAGCAAACCCAGGAAGCCGUACACCCACGUGUGUGUGUGUGGGUUUGACGGUCCAGUUCCUGAGCUGCAGACCGUCAAACUGCUGACGUCUCAGAGCGGAGACGUCCCAGUAGUCUUUGCUGUGGUCGACCAUGGAGACGUGUCCUUUUAUACUAUGAAAGACUUCGAGCUACCGACUGAUGUCUUCCUCUGAUUAUGCCACCGUGAAACCUCUGCAAAUUUCAACUCGGAUGUGAAAAUAAAGAAUGAUGUGCUUCUA